This is a messenger RNA of Orycteropus afer afer, 1529 nucleotides long. It is a transcript of the gene RNF38, whose product is annotated as ring finger protein 38. Lineage: Eukaryota; Metazoa; Chordata; Mammalia; Tubulidentata; Orycteropodidae. The record is from RefSeq and is a predicted model, not a curated record.
CCCGGGGCCAAAUCAGCACCUCCACCUGGCCAUCCCAGCAAGGUGAUUUGUGAAAGGGUGAGACUUCAGAGCCUGGUCCCUCUCCUCCCAGUGAUCAGAACACUACCAUCCAGAGGUGGUCAGCUUUUAGAUAUUUUUUCAAAAGUGAAGAUAGUCCAAGUCCCAAGAGACAGCGCCUCUCUCAUUCAGUCUUUGAUUACACAUCAGCAUCACCAGCUCCCUCCCCACCAAUGCGACCAUGGGAGAUGACCUCAAGUAGGCAGCCCCCUUCAGUCCGACCGAGCCAACAUCACUUCUCAGGGGAACGAUGCAACACACCUGCACGCAACAGAAGAAGUCCUCCUGUCAGGCGCCAGAGAGGAAGAAGGGAUCGGCUGUCUCGACACAACUCCAUCAGUCAGGAUGAAAACUACCACCACCUCCCAUACGCCCAGCAGCAAGCAAUAGAGGAACCGCGAGCCUUCCACCCUCCGAAUGUAUCCCCCCGCCUGUUACAUCCUGCCGCGCACCCGCCACAGCAGAACGCGGUCAUGGUCGACAUACACGAUCAGCUCCAUCAGGGCACAGUGCCCGUGUCUUACACAGUAACUACCGUGGCACCGCAUGGAAUCCCACUCUGCACAGGCCAGCACAUCCCUGCUUGCAGCGCACAGCAGGUCCCCGGAUGCUCGGUGGUUUUCAGUGGACAGCACCUCCCUGUCUGUAGUGUGCCUCCUCCAAUGCUUCAGGCCUGUUCAGUUCAGCACUUACCGGUGCCGUAUGCUGCGUUCCCACCCCUUCUCUCCAGUGACCCCUUUCUCUUACACCCUCCUCACCUCUCUCCACACCACCCUCCUCAUUUGCCACCCCCAGGCCAGUUUGUCCCUUUCCAGACACAGCAGUCACGGUCGCCUCUGCAGAGGAUAGAGAAUGAAGUGGAGCUCUUAGGAGAGCACCUCCCGGUGGGAGGUUUUACCUACCCGCCCUCGGCCCAUGCCCCGACAUUACCUCCGUCGGCUCCUCUGCAGUUCUUGGCACACGACCCUUUGCAUCAGGAGGUGUCCUUCGGAGUACCUUACCCUCCAUUUAUGCCUCGGAGACUCGCAGGACGCAGCAGAUACAGGUCCCAGCAGCCGGUGCCGCCUCCCCCUUACCACCCCAGCCUACUGCCAUACGUGCUAUCGAUGCUUCCGGUGCCACCCACAGUGGGCCCAACUGUUAGCUUUGAGUUGGACGUGGAAGAUGGAGAAGUAGAAAAUUACGAGGCCCUGCUAAACCUGGCGGAGCGGCUGGGGGAGGCUAAGCCCCGAGGACUCACGAAAGCGGACAUCGAACAGCUUCCUUCUUACAGGUUUAACCCGAACAACCACCAGUCAGAGCAGACCUUGUGUGUAGUGUGCAUGUGUGAUUUUGAGUCAAGGCAGCUACUUAGAGUCUUACCCUGUAACCACGAGUUCCACGCCAAGUGUGUCGACAAAUGGCUUAAGGCAAAUCGAACUUGCCCAAUUUGCCGGGCCGACGCUUCAGAAGUGCAUCGGGAUUCCGAAUGA